AUGUCAACUACAGAUACAACAACAGAUAAACCAAAUACAAUCGAAAUCAAAUGUCUUUUAUUUGCCAAAGUAAAAGAAAUGAUUCUUGGUGAACAUUCGAAAGAUGAUUCAGUGAUUGUAAAUCUACCUGCCAAUAAAUGUACAACACACCAACUAAUAUCAGAGCUAAAGCUUAAAUACCCAAAUAUAUCAAAUUUAUUGGAUGUAUGUAUGGUAGCUGUUAAUUUAGAAUACAUCGAUAGAUCCAAUGAUUUAGAAAUAAAAAAGAGAGAUGAAGUUGCUAUAAUUCCACCUGUGAGUGGUGGUUAA
Heterostelium album PN500 is the source of this 309-nucleotide messenger RNA. It is a transcript of the gene mocs2s, whose product is annotated as MoaD/ThiS family protein. The record is from RefSeq and is a predicted model, not a curated record. The coding region runs from base 1 to 309 and encodes 102 amino acids. Gene Ontology annotation, biological process: Mo-molybdopterin cofactor biosynthetic process. Gene Ontology annotation, cellular component: cytosol. Lineage: Eukaryota; Evosea; Eumycetozoa; Acytosteliales; Acytosteliaceae. The transcript is spliced from 2 exons.